UGUGCUUCAUUCCAGUUCUUUUUGAAGGAGGAAUUCUACGAUUUGAAAUACAGCAUCCCUUUUGUUUCCAGCAAAGAUGGCUUCUAUGUAUCUAUGACUAAUGUAACUAUAAGACUUUUAGUAGCUCAAAUGACAAGUUCAAGUCCAUUGGUUUCUGGUGUCAGUAGGUUUAGGUGUUGUCAGGCUUAUCCAAAGUUGUAGGCUCAUUGCAUGGGAAAUAUGGAAGCCCGUGGGGAUCACUGAAUCACGGGGGACUACAAGAAUGUUAUAAAGAUCGGUUUCCUCUCUCUUGCUGAAGCUCACAGCGAUUUUCCUAUUUUCCUCUUUCUUUCUAUGCUGUUGUCCACUUUUUACUUUCUGCAGUGGCAUCAAUGGUUUUGUUCUUGCCUGCUAACCUUGAGGUUGUGGUUUCAAACUAGAGGCAUACGCUUUCUACAUAUAAUGUCAAAAUGAUGGUUCAUGGUUUGCGCAUCAAGAACGGCAAAGCAACAUAUGUUUCCCGUUAUGUAAAGACAUCACGUCUUAAACAAGAAGAGUUUUUGGGAGGAGCCAAAUUUAUGAAGAUUGGUGACCUCAAGGGGCUUUUUGGUUUGCUUAUGUUUAACAUGCAAAUGCUGAGAGGAAAGCUGAAAGUAUUGGAUCUUUCAUAUGGAGAUGGAACUGCUAACACAGCUCUCGUAUAUCAUGAUGGCAAGCUCUUGGCUCUUCAAGAGGCUGAUAAACCAUAUGUCGUUAAAGUCCUGGAAGAUGGAGACCUACAAACACUUGGCAUGUUUGAUUAUGACAAGAGAUUGGCACAUUCUUUCACUGCUCAUCCGAAAGUUGACCCAUUCACUGGUGAGAUGUUUACAUUUGGCUAUUCAACCACACCACCGUACAUUACCUACAGAGUAAUUUCGAAGGAUGGUUUCAUGCAAGAUCCUGUGCCAAUAACAAUAUCAGAACCUAUCAUGAUGCAUGACUUUGCCAUUACUGAGAAUUAUGCGAUUAUCAUGGAUCUUCCAAUGUACUUCCGACCAAAGGAAAUGGUGAAGGAUAACAAACUGAUCUUCACAUUUGAUGCAACUAAAAAAUCUCGCUUUGGCAUCCUUCCAAGGUAUGCGAAGGAUGAGCUCUUAAUCAAAUGGUUUGAGCUUCCUAAUUGCUUUAUAUUCCAUAAUGCCAAUUCAUGGGAGGAAGGGGAUGAAGUUGUUUUGAUCACUUGUCGCAUUCAGAAUCCAAAUAUAGAUUUGAUUAGUGGGGAGGUCAAAGAAAACUUUGAGACAGAUGAACUGUAUGAGAUGAGAUUUAACAUGAAAACUGGUCUGGCGUCGCAGAAGAAGCUCUCAGUAUCUGCAGUAGAUUUUCCAAGAGUGAACGAGAGCUACACUGGAAGGAAACAGCAAUUUGUAUAUGGAACCAUGCUGGACAGCAUCACAAGGGUCACUGGAAUUAUCAAAUUUGAUUUGCAUGCUGAACCUGAGUCUGGAAAAACGAAGCUUGAAGUUGGAGGAAAUGUUCAAGGCAUUUUUGACCUAGGACCAGGUAGAUUUGGUUCAGAGGCUAUUUUUGUCCCUCGCAAGCUUGGUAUUUCUUCUGAAGAAGAUGAUGGCUACUUGAUAUUCUUUGUACAUGAUGAGGCUAGUGGAAAAUCAGCAGUAAAUGUAAUCGAUGCGAAGACAAUGUCAGCUGAUCCUGUUGCAGUGGUUGAAUUACCAAAUAGAGUUCCUUACGGAUUCCACGCCCUUUUUGUUACAGAGGAGCAACUUCAAGAACAAGCAAAACUAUGAGCGUUUGAAGUGGCGUAACGUAAUCAAUGGGAUGAACUUGUUUGUAAAAAAAGGAGUGACGUGAUUAUGCAAAUGGUUGAAGUACAGUUCCAAAGGCAGUGGGAAACUUUUAUGUAUGUGAAGUAAGGCACUCUUGAUCGGCCAGUAUCGUAUCUAGACAACACAAGUAUUGUAUAUGAUGUUCACCAUUAAAAUAGGAAAGUGAUUUUGGCACUUCCCAUUUAGCCAUUGACACUCUACUUUUUGUCUUUAUUCUAUGUGAAAUUACCAAAUUACCUUUUAUUUUUUAGUAUUCAUCCAUUUUAAAGGGUAUUGUUGUAAUUUUAAGUAAAAAAAAAGUUUAGUGCCAAAAUUAAUUUCCUUUAAAAUGAUUUGUAAAAAUAUUACUACGAGACAGCAUUAUACUUUGGCAAUGCUACUUUGAUACGUUUGCUGUAA
Rhododendron vialii is the source of this 2207-nucleotide messenger RNA. Its product is annotated as carotenoid 9,10(9',10')-cleavage dioxygenase 1-like. Lineage: Eukaryota; Viridiplantae; Streptophyta; Magnoliopsida; Ericales; Ericaceae. The record is from RefSeq and is a predicted model, not a curated record. The coding region runs from base 450 to 1769 and encodes 439 amino acids. Gene Ontology annotation, molecular function: carotenoid dioxygenase activity. Gene Ontology annotation, biological process: carotene catabolic process. The transcript is spliced from 12 exons. Gene Ontology annotation, cellular component: chloroplast stroma.